UCAAGUCAAAGUGUCGAAGUCGAAUGUUGGUGAGGAAGGAAGAGGAGAGGAGACACACACGGCCGCCUCAUCACUCCCCUUUUUUCCCUGCCAUUGCCUCGCUCUCCCCCCUGGGCCACCUCUGCCGCCUCCGGGGUCACCAGUAGCAGCUCCCCCGCGCCCCAGCAGCCCCAGACACGGUGCAAUGGCGGCGUUUCAAGUGAAAGUGAAGUGGGGUAAGGAGCUGUACCCUGACAUUGAGCUGAACACAGGGGAGUCCCCCAUGGUGUUCAAGGCUCAGCUGUUCGCCCUCACCGGUGUGCAGCCGCACCGCCAGAAGAUCAUGCUGAAGGGCGCCACACUCAAGGACAACACAUGGGACGGCCUCAAAGUCAAGAAUGGUGUGACAGUGCUCAUGAUGGGCAGCAAGGAGGAGGACGUACCGGUGGAGCCCACAGAGAAGGUCAACUUUAUAGAGGACAUGACUGAGGCCGAGAGGAACUCUGCUUUGGAGCUGCCGGUGGGCAUCAAGAACCUCGGCAAUACCUGCUACCUGAACGCUGUCAUCCAGUGCUUCAAGUCAGUCCCGGAGCUGCACAAAGCCAUCAUAGACUUCAAACCCAAACGGCCGGGGUCAGAGGGUGAAUCGUCAGGCACCCCCUCGUCCAUGCUGACCCUGGAGGUGGACUCGGGCUCGCUGCUGACGCUGGCCAUUCAGGACUGUUACCGCACCAUGGAUUCGGGCAAGACAGCCGUGCCCCUCGUGCUUGUCAACCUGUUCCGCUCUACCUUCCCCAGGUUCGCCGAGCAAGGGGAGCAAGGGAUGUACAUGCAGCAGGACGCCUCUGAGUGCUGGACAGAGCUGAUGCGCCUUCUAAUGCAGGAAGUGCCAGCAAAGGAGGCUGCCAAGUCAUCCAAGAGCUUUGCGUCAUCCCUCAUCGACCAGUUCUUCUCCGGGGAAUAUUCCUGUGAGUGGAAGUGCGUGGAGAGCGAGGAGGAGGAGGUGACACACACGACAGAUAAGUUCCAACAGCUGCUCUGCCACAUCAACCAAGACGUCAAGUACCUCCACACAGGCCUGGUGGCGAGGAUGCAGGAACAAAUCACCAAGAAGUCCGCCGUGUUGGACAGGGAUGCCGUCUACACAAAAAAAUCCAAAAUAUCGCGGUUACCAGCAUACCUGGCUGUAGAGAUGGUCAGGUUUUUCUACAAGGAGAAGGAAGCUGUGAACGCCAAGAUCCUGAAGGACGUCAAGUUCCCCAUGGUCCUGGACGUGUUUGACCUGUGCACGCCGGAGCUCCAGAAGAAACUGUCGCCCAUCAGAGGGAAGUACAAGGAUAUGGAGGAGAGACAAGUAGAGGAGGAGAGAGCCAUGAAGAGAGGGAAGCCAUUAGCAGCAGAGGAGAAGCCAAAGACAAAGAGUCUCCCUUUCUCGUUUGAAGACGACUUUGGCAGCAACAACAGCGGUUUCUACCAGCUGCAGGCAGUGCUAACCCACCAGGGGCGGUCCUCCUCCUCGGGGCACUACGUGGGGUGGGUGCGGUGGAGGGGCAACGAGUGGCUCAAGUGUGACGACGACGAUGUCACUCCCGUCAUGGAGGAGGACAUCCUCAAGCUCUCUGGCGGAGGUGACUGGCACUGUGCUUACAUCCUCCUCUAUGGACCAAGGAUACUGGAGGUGGUGGAAGGGGACGAGAAGGUCACAGAGGAAACACCGAAGGAGGAGACGAAGAUGGAGACGGAGUAACGCUGACCAUUCCCUUUCAUCGCUACCUCUUUAUGAGAAAACGAUAGACACCCGAAGAAGAUAGAGGCAUAAUUAAGUUUUUGAAAACCUCGUAUCUGAGAAUUUUUUUAACAGCGACGGGGGAUGGGGAGAGAUGCUUUUUUAUUUUUUUUACUCUUUCCCUCCCUAGAAUAUCCUGUCUUUUUUAUAAAUUGGAUACAACCAGCAUUGUUAUCUGUGAUUGUUUUAAGCCAGUUAGUCAGUCAGAUUGAAGAAGGACAGGAGGAGGAAGAGGACGGUUGGUACAAGUGGCUGUUUUAGGGCGGUCAGUCUCGAGGAGGACACACAGGAGAGGCUUGUCAAUGGUGGUUCACAGGAAUAUUUUAAGUCAGUCAGGUCAUUGGGUCAGGAGGGAGGACAGGAGGAGGGGGAGUGUUGCUGCGUAUGUGUCUGUCCCUCUCAACACACUCUCCCCCCUUUACACAUACUCUAAAGGUAUCAGGUCUAACUAUGGAGUCUGCAUCCAGCUUGUUGUGAUGUGUGUUUGUGUGCAGGUGUGCUUAUGUAUGUGCUUGACUGCAUUUGUGUGCCACAGAGAGAAAGAAAGAGAGUGAGAGAGAAAGAGUGUGUUUACUGCCUUAUCUUCAUUGUUUGUACAUUGCCUAAGCUGAGAAGCAGGUUCUAAUAAAAUUAAUAUUGCCUGGA
Messenger RNA from Eriocheir sinensis (Chinese mitten crab), 2410 nucleotides. It is a transcript of the gene Usp14, whose product is annotated as ubiquitin carboxyl-terminal hydrolase 14-like. Gene Ontology annotation, molecular function: proteasome binding; cysteine-type deubiquitinase activity; protein binding. Gene Ontology annotation, biological process: protein deubiquitination; regulation of proteasomal protein catabolic process; proteasome-mediated ubiquitin-dependent protein catabolic process. The record is from RefSeq and is a predicted model, not a curated record. Lineage: Eukaryota; Metazoa; Arthropoda; Malacostraca; Decapoda; Varunidae. Bases 185 to 1726 code for a protein of 513 amino acids. The transcript has 12 exons.